AUGAUUUAUCUCAUCACUCUCAUGGGCAACCUUGGGCUGAUGGCAGUGAUCAAGACAAGCCCCCGGCUGCACACCCCCAUGUACUUCUUCCUCUGCAAUCUCUCUGUUGUCGAUCUUUGCUACUCCUCUGUCUUUGCUCCAAAGCUGCUUCUUGCCUUCUUGGUGGAAAACAAAACCAUCUCUUACCCUGCCUGCUUCCUGCAGCAUUUCUUCUUCCUCAUGUUUGUGACCACAGAGGUGCUCUUGCUGGCUGUGAUGGCUUAUGACUGCUAUGUAGCCAUCUGCAACCCACUGCUCUACACGGUUUCCAUGCCCCACGGGGUCUGUGUUCAGCUGGUGGCUGCAUCAUACAUGGGGGGGAUUUUGAACUCCCUAAUCCAAACCUGUUGCUUGCUGCUGCUGCCCUUCUGCAGCUCCAAUGUCAUCAACCACUUCUUCUGUGAUGUUCCUCCUCUCCUGGCUCUGUCCUGUGCCAGCACGUACAUCAAUGAGAUGAUCCUCUUCUCCUUGGCUGGUGUCAUUGAGCUCAGCACCAUCUCUGCCAUUCUGGUCUCCUACGUCUUCAUCUUCUUUGCCAUCCUGAGGGUCCGUAAUGCUGAGGGCAGGAAAAAAGCCUUUUCCACCUGCAUGUCCCACCUGAUUGUGGUGACCCUCUUGUAUGGAACAACCAUUUUCAUGUAUUUACGCCCUAGCUCUAGUUACUCCCUGAACACUGACAAAGUGGUCUCUGUUUUCUACACAGUGGUGAUCCCCAUGCUCAAUCCCCUCAUCUAG
Messenger RNA from Pezoporus flaviventris, 774 nucleotides. RefSeq names its product olfactory receptor 5J3-like. Gene Ontology annotation, biological process: G protein-coupled receptor signaling pathway; sensory perception of smell. Lineage: Eukaryota; Metazoa; Chordata; Aves; Psittaciformes; Psittacidae. Gene Ontology annotation, cellular component: membrane. Bases 1 to 774 code for a protein of 257 amino acids. The transcript has 2 exons. Gene Ontology annotation, molecular function: olfactory receptor activity; G protein-coupled receptor activity; odorant binding. The record is from RefSeq and is a predicted model, not a curated record.